This is a messenger RNA of Myodes glareolus (Bank vole), 1470 nucleotides long. NCBI's taxonomy places the organism in Eukaryota, Metazoa, Chordata, Mammalia, Rodentia, Cricetidae. The record is from RefSeq and is a predicted model, not a curated record.
AGAGAGGCUCUCAGGGGUGUCAGGAUUCAAGAAAUAGGCUCUGGGCUUAAAGAAAGUAGCCUCAGAUCAUCAAAGGAAGCAGUUUGGUCCUUGUAAUUUAUAAAGGCCUGUGAAUCUCCAUUUCUGUGACUGGAACACUAUCCUGCCUGCUAUUACCAAGGAAAGUCAUGAUGGAUGAUUCCCAUAACAUCUAUCACUGUAACCUCCCAGACAGUCCUCAGACCCAAAGGGAGAUAGACAAUGCCCAGGUCAUCAUAGCUAUGCCAGAGGGAGAGGAAGUCACCAGCAUCUCAAAGGAUGUGUAUAGUAGUGGAAUACCAAGUCCUCCCCAGAGUCCUCAGAGAGCCUACUCUCCUCCUAUAGUCAUGGGUGCCAUUCCCGAGGGUUCAUCUGAUGAAGCUUCUGGAAACCAAGUAGAUGAGCCAGAAGACCCUGAGUUGUUGCGCAAUGCACUAAAUACAAAGAUGUUUGACCUGGUAUACUUUCUGCUUUUCAAAUAUAAGAUGAAGGAAUUCACCACUAAGGCAGAAAUUCUGGAAAGUAUUGUUAGAGAGCAUGAGGAGUACUACCCUGUGAUCUUUAGUGAGGCUUACAACUGCUUAAGGCUGGUCUUUGGCAUUGACAUGAUAGAAGUGGAUCCCUUUGACCGGUGCUAUAUCCUUGUCACUGCCUUGGGGAUCACCUAUGAUGGGAUGUUGAGUGAUGUCCAGGGUAAGCCCAAGACAGGCCUCCUAAUAGUUGUACUGGGCAUCAUUUUCUUGAAGGGAAAUUGUGUCAGUGAGAAGGUGAUCUGGAGAAUGCUGACUAGGAUAGGGUUGUGUGAUGAAAAGGAUCCUUUCCUUUAUGAAAACCCCAGAAAGCUUAUCACUGAGGAUUUUGUGCAGGAAGGGUACCUGGAGUACAGGCAGUUGCCUGACAGUGAUCCUCCCAGGUAUGUGUUCCUGUGGGGCCCAAGGGCCUUUGCAGAAACCACCAAGAUGAAAGUCUUGGAGUUUUUUGCCAGUAUAACCAAGAGUGAUCCCAGAUCCUACCCUGAACCAUAUGCAGAGGCUUUGAGAGAUGAGCUAGACAAGGCCUAGGCUGGAAUCAUCCAUCAGAUGAUACUACUGAUCUGACCAGCACACAUUCUGGUAUACUGGCAAUUUUCAACCAACAGCAGGUCAGAAAGAAUCUAUAAUCUAAGUACUGUGCCCUCAUUCUGGAGCUGGUGGGAGGAAAGUGUGAACCAUUCUACUCUUGCUAUUCUGUUUGGAGUCUGUAGAAUUCUUGGUAUUCCAAAAUGUUAAUACUCUGGGUACAAGAUUCAUUAGUUCUAAGUUUCCACUUUACAAAUAUCAUGAGUAAUGCAUGUGUUGUUAUUGAUCUGCGUUUCAAGAAUUUUAUUGAUUUAAAAACAAAUGAGAAUGACUUCUGUCUUCAUUUAUAAUAUGUCACAAGAUACUGUAACAUUGAAAUUGGAAUUUCUUGGGA